This is a messenger RNA of Paramisgurnus dabryanus, 2111 nucleotides long. Lineage: Eukaryota; Metazoa; Chordata; Actinopteri; Cypriniformes; Cobitidae. The record is from RefSeq and is a predicted model, not a curated record.
UCCUGCGUGCCCAGAGUCACGGUGCUGCUGUCAUGUAGCGCACUUUCUCACUGUCAGCAGCAGAACGUGGAGAGAUUUACCUGGACCUGUGCUGAACCAGUGAAAGGAAGCCCAGAGAUCAGUGUGAUGAUUGGGACAAUCACUGAGUGGUUUUGGUGGGACCGCUUCUGGCUGCCAGGCAACCUCACAUGGGAGGCUCUCGAAGACAAGGAUGGGCUUGUCUUUGCUAAAGCAUCUCACCUUUAUGUCACUGUACCUUAUGCUUUAAUCUUCCUUGUAGUCAGAUACCUGUUUGAAAGGUUAAUAGCUACACCGGCUGCAGCUUAUCUUGGGGUUACAGAGAAGACGAGACACAAGGUGGAGCAUAAUGCUAUUCUAGAACAUUACUUCACCACAAAGUCAAAAAACCCAGGACAGGUGGACAUAACCGGCCUGUCUAAAAAAUGCAGCUGGUCCAGCAGGCAGGUGGAGCGAUGGUUCAGGAGGAGACGGAACCAGGACCGACCUAGUGUUCUGAAAAAAUUCAGAGAGGCCAGUUGGCGAAUGGUGUUUUACCUGGCGUCGUUUAUUGGUGGCAUUAUAGCCCUGUAUGAUAAACCCUGGUUUUAUAAUUUGAGAGAAGUAUGGAAAGGCUAUCCCAAACAGUCCAUGCUGGACUCUCAGUACUGGUAUUAUAUUUUGGAGAUGAGCUUCUAUUUGUCGCUAGUGCUCAGCAUUACCUUUGAUGUCAAGCGAAAGGAUUUCAGAGAGCAGAUCAUCCACCACUGGGCCACGCUGACCCUUCUAUUUUUCUCCUGGGGUGCGAAUUACAUCAGAGUUGGGACACUCAUCCUGCUUGUUCAUGACGCCUCUGACAUUCUUUUGGAGUCUGCAAAGAUAUUGAACUACGCCAAGUGGGAAAGAACGUGCAAUGGCAUCUUUGUCGUAUUUGCUUUUGUUUUCAUGGUGACACGGAUCAUAAUCUUUCCAUUUUGGAUCAUUCACUGCACGUGGGUCUAUCCACCUGACCUUUACCCUCCAUUUAUUGGAUAUUACUUUUUUAACGUCAUGCUCGUCAUCCUGUUGAUGCUGCACAUAUUCUGGUGGUGUCUGAUUCUCCGCAUGGUGAAGAUGUUCCUCUUUGGAAGCUUGUUGACCAAAGACGAGAGAAGCGAUAAUGAAGAAGACGAGGAAGAAGACGGAGAAACAAGUAGGAUGGAAGACAAUGACGGACAUGUAAAAGUCACCAAUGGCUGUGGGAAUGGAGGCGGAGCUAAUCAUCACUGACGCCUCUUUUCUGGGGUCUCCGUGGAGUAACUGUGGAGGACCUUGAAGUGCACUCAGGAAAUGCAAGGAGCUCGUCUCCCACGCUGGAGUGUUCAAAAACAGACAUUAACCCUCGCUGACAGUAAAACAUAUUUUUAAUUUAUUGCCAUGCAGAAAAUAUUAUGUUAAAUCCUAUAAAAAAAGCUUUUUUCCACUUCUUUGGAGACAAGGCUUUGUGUGUUAUGGCCACUUUUCCAAAGCCAAACCUUUUUCCUUUUAUAAAUAAAAACAGUGUUUGUUAUGGCACAGGAUUACAUUGGUAAUCACAGUAAAUGCACCAACGGUAUAAAAAUAGCCUUGUACCACUCACGCCGUUGAAGCUCAGAGUUUACGUCACACUGACUGCCUUCGCCGUUUGCAUUUGUCAUCAAGGUCUCGUCUUUCACGCGCCAUUUGCCAUACUGGCGCAUUACAUCAAGACGAGUGUCUGUGAAGAUCUAAUGACAUGAAAUGUCAAGUCUCUGUUUUUUGUCGGUGAUUUAGAGAAAGAACAUUUAUAACCGCUCUCUUUUUUUACACUCUUUUUUUUGGCGUCAGGCUGCUACAGAUUAAAGUUGUCUACACUGGAAGUGUCGAAGCUUCAUGUCACCUAAUAAUGUUAAAUAACUACGAACAAUUCAGCCGUGGUAAAAAACCUUGAUUUUUUUGCAUAAAUACAUUGGAAUUUUGAAUUUAUAAUGUUAACAGUAUUGUGCAAGCAACAAUUAUAGAGCCAUGGCAAACCACAAGUAGAUUUGUUUGGUUAUAGCACCUCCAGUGGUGAUAUUAUAAAAAGUACUUAAAAAGCCAAAAGUGUGAUAACAGAU